Molecule: messenger RNA, 1812 nt
Organism: Malassezia restricta
Lineage: Eukaryota; Fungi; Basidiomycota; Malasseziomycetes; Malasseziales; Malasseziaceae
Product: mannosyl-oligosaccharide alpha-1,2-mannosidase
Exons: 1
Coding region: 1-1812 (603 amino acids)
Biological process (GO): N-glycan processing; carbohydrate metabolic process
Cellular component (GO): membrane; endoplasmic reticulum
Molecular function (GO): mannosyl-oligosaccharide 1,2-alpha-mannosidase activity; calcium ion binding
Source: RefSeq, a predicted model, not a curated record
AUGGGCAACAAGAAGGCUGCUCGCCAACGACCUCCCGCCCCUCCGAAAAAAAGCUGGAAUAAAUGCUAUUUCUUCAUCUCAGCGACUUUAUUGGCUUUCGGUGCGUAUAUCGUGCGACAAAUUUGGCUAGCGUCGCUUUUUGUACCCCCGUAUGUGCCUGUCGAUAUACCAGCUAAUUUCUAUGACGGCGAGCGCCCCACCACCGUUCCAUUUCAACUCCCACCUGCACGAAAGAUUCCCACUCAUCCUAUUCAGGAGCAAGAUAAGGAAAAACUUCACGCUAUACGCGUAGCUUUUCAGUCUUCCUGGGGAGCCUACAAGCGGAAUGCCUGGGGUAUGGACGAAUAUCACCCACUCUCCAAAUCAGGUACGAACCUUCUUUUGAAAGAUGAAAGUCCUGUUGGAUUCACCAUCGUGGAUGCUCUGGAUACACUUAUUAUACUCGGUAUGGAGGAAGAUUAUAUGGAUGCUCGGAACUGGAUUCGGGACGAACUUUCCUGGGAUGUGGACGGCCGCCUGAAUGUAUUCGAGACGACUAUUCGUAUCUUGGGUGGACUACUCUCUGCGUCUGCACUUAUGCUCGAUCCUCCUGCUGGUACCCUGCGUGCCUCUCACGAGGAUUCUAUCUUCUUCCUGACACGUGCACAGGAGUUGGCGGCUCGUCUGUUGCCGGCUUUUGAUACGCCCUCCGGUAUUCCCAAGCGUGAAAUCAAUCUUCACACAGGUGAAUCUUUUUAUGAUGAAGAUAACCAUGGCUCUAGCAGUUUAGCAGAGGUUACUACCAUUCAACUCGAGUUCAAGUACCUUGCUGAGCGCACCGGCGACCAAAAAUAUUGGAGAAUUGCAGAGCGGCCUAUGCAAGCGGCUUUGAAAACUGUCAAAGAAGCCAAUUUCGGCAUUCUGCCGAUAUUCUUGAGUCCCCACGAUGGUGAAUUCUAUUUGUCUGAGAUUCGUCUCGGCUCACGAGGCGAUUCCUACUACGAAUACCUGGUCAAACAGUUCAUUCAAACUAACCGCACGGAACAGGUGUAUCGGAAUAUGUACGAGUAUGCGUUUGAUGAUAUCAAAGCAAAGUUGCUCAAACAUACUCCAUGGCUUUCGCCCCCUCUUGUGCAUACACUGGAGAUAUAUCCAAGAAACAGGGGCAAAGAAUGGCGUGCUAUAACAAAACAAGACCAUCUAGUGUGCUUCCUUGGUGGUACUAUGAUGCUCGGUGCAUCGGUAAUGGUGAAUGGUACUCUCCUGCCUCCCAAGCAGAAGUAUGGUGGCACCAGGGCCAUGCGUGAAGAUUGGCGAGUCGGUCACGAACUGAUCCGUACAUGCGUGGACACAUACACAAAUUCGGCUACAGGUCUUGGUGCGGAGAUAGUGUUUUUCAGGUCCACCGAAAACGCGACCGAUCGCAGGGCUUGGGUGGUGAAACAGGCCAACCGACAAACGAAUCCUGAGGCCGGGCCUCCCAUUGAUGCGCGCAAUAUUCUAAGGCCAGAGACAAUCGAGUCUCUUUACAUUGCAUUUCAACUCACAGGGGACCCCAUAUACCGUGAAUGGGGUUGGCAAAUCUUUGAGAGUUUCCAGCACUGGUGUCAAGUUGAUGGAGGGGUUGGUGGCUAUGCUGGUAUCGACAAUGUCGAUGAUGUGAACCACAAUCAAAUCGAUCGCAUGGAAACAUUUUGGCUUUCUGAAACUCUUAAGUACUUCUAUUUGCUAUUCUCAGAACGCAACAUUCUCCCUUUCCAUACUUGGGUCUUCAAUACGGAGGCACAUCCGCUGCCCAUAUUCACGCCGUCCUUCCUUACCAAGAUCGAUUAG